Messenger RNA from Cephus cinctus (wheat stem sawfly), 1749 nucleotides. RefSeq names its product U3 small nucleolar ribonucleoprotein protein IMP4. Bases 766 to 1701 code for a protein of 311 amino acids. Gene Ontology annotation, biological process: rRNA processing. Gene Ontology annotation, molecular function: snoRNA binding; rRNA primary transcript binding. Gene Ontology annotation, cellular component: nucleolus; small-subunit processome; Mpp10 complex. The transcript has a single exon. NCBI's taxonomy places the organism in Eukaryota, Metazoa, Arthropoda, Insecta, Hymenoptera, Cephidae. The record is from RefSeq and is a predicted model, not a curated record.
UCAGGGCAAAAACUCACUACCGGGGAACGUGUUAGAUUACGGCGAUCCCCGUGAUCGCGACCGCGCACGUCGUAAAUAUUCGGAUAACGUAGAAAUUUGACGAUUUUCCACCUAGAAGGCGGGCGACGUCGCACACACGACACACGGGAUUCUCAGCGAGCGCACGCUGAUUCUCGACGUCUUUGAUCCGUGGAAUUUGCGCAUCGCCCUGACAUCUUGCGAAUUUUUCGCUUAGUUCGUAAAUAAUUGCUGCUUAGGCUUUAAUCUCAUGUGAAAAUAUAGGAAAUUACUUGACUAAUUGCAAUUUUUCUUAGUGCUUGUUAAUCGACGUUAAUAGUGGUUUACUAAUUCAAAAUUUAUUGAAUAAACAUAUAAUUAGUGAAGUGGGAUAUAAUUAUCAAACAAAGAAGUCAAGCACGAAUCUUUUAAGUACCAUUUUUAUUGUUAAUUUCUUGCAGAGUCUAUAUUACUGAUAAAAGCUCAUUAGUAAAUGUCAAAAUCUGUAUAAUUUAUCAUUUAUUCUGAUUUAUGGCGAAUAAUAUAUUGGCAGCAAUUAUUUUACCUCUAGUAGACACGUUACCUAUAAAUGAUAAUUAAUAUCGUUUUAUCCACCUAGCAAGUAUAAACUGAAAUAGGAGGCCAUAAUGAAACACAACACGUGUUGUUGAACAUAACCUAAGUGACAGCAUUUAGUUAGGACGUGCUUGUCUUGCAUUGUGCAGACUGUUUUUUGUUUCGAAAAGUCAUAUAAACUCGUGAACGAAGAUGUUACGAAGACAAGCAAGGCUAAGAAGAGAAUAUCUCUAUCGAAAAGCAGUGCAAGACAAGUUAAAGAGUAUCCAAGAGAAAAAGGACAGGAUAAAACGCAGUCUUGAAGAGAACGUGCCGAUCCAUCCAGAUUUAAGGAGAACAGCCCUUUCUUUGCAAAAGAAGAUAGAAUGGGAAGAUGCUGGACCAGAACUAGCUGUAGCAAUUGGUACGGAAGAGGGUGGGGCCCUAGCAUCUAACGAAGACGAUGAGUAUCGCUGGGCUGGCGUAGAGGAUCCCAAAAUUGUUAUCACUACGUCUCGGGAUCCUAGUUCUCGACUGAAGAUGUUCGUUAAGGAGUUACGACUUAUAUUUCCUAAUUCCCAAAGAAUGAACCGUGGUAAUUACGAAAUGAAGCAAUUGAUCCAUGCGUGCCGUGCUAAUGAUGUCACAGACUUUAUUAUCGUUCAUGAGCAUCGAGGUGUUCCUGAUUCCCUUGUCAUAUGUCAUCUACCAUAUGGCCCCACAGCAUAUUUCACAAUGUCUGAUGUAGUUAUGCGACAUGACAUUCCAGAUAUUGGAACAAUGUCAGAGCAGUACCCUCAUUUGAUUUUUCAUAAUUUUAAAACAAAAUUAGGACACAGGACUAUGAGUAUUCUGAAGUUCUUGUUUCCUGUACCAAAGGAAGACAGCAAAAGAAUUAUCACUUUUGCCAAUCAUGAUGACUAUAUAUCAUUCCGACACCAUACCUAUAAGAAAGUGAAUGGAAAAGAUAUUGAAUUAUCAGAAGUUGGGCCAAGGUUUCAAUUAAAAUUAUAUCAAAUUAAAUUAGGAACUCUGGACAGUGUUAAUACUGCAGAUACAGAAUGGGCUUUGAGACCAUAUAUGAAUACAAGUCAUAAGAGAAGAUUUUUGUCAGAUGAUGAUGGAUGGCAACAGGAGGAUGAUAUUUAAAUUGUGAAGAAAUAUAUUUUAAUAAAACUUUGAUUUCUAUAUCCAGUU